This is a messenger RNA of Amblyraja radiata (thorny skate), 699 nucleotides long. Its product is annotated as CUB and sushi domain-containing protein 3-like. The transcript has 6 exons. Bases 1 to 699 code for a protein of 232 amino acids. The record is from RefSeq and is a predicted model, not a curated record. NCBI's taxonomy places the organism in Eukaryota, Metazoa, Chordata, Chondrichthyes, Rajiformes, Rajidae.
AUGUCGAUACCUGGCAAAGGGAUUGCAAGCUCUGGGAUGUUAAAGUCCGCAGACGACCAUGGUGGUGCUCUCAAAAUCGAGUUGCAGAGCAGCACUUGUGGAAACCCUGGUGUUCCACAUGGAAGUAUUGUCCAUGGUACGAGCUUUGAUGUUGGAGACAAGAUCACGUACUCCUGUGUGCAUGGUUAUAUCCUCGAUGGACAUCAUGAGCUAACCUGCAUGGCCAGUUCAGGAAAUACUGCGUCAUGGGACUUCCCUGUCCCCAUUUGUAAGGCUGAAGAUGGAUGUGGGGGAACUCUGCAAGGAUCCAGCGGCAUUAUUUCCAGUCUGAAUUUCCCUGGCGAGUAUUACAAUAAUGCAGACUGCACCUGGACAAUCGCUGCUGAACUUGGGGAUACCAUCUCACUCAUUUUCACAGAUUUCCAGCUUGAAGAAAAGUAUGAUUACUUGGAAAUUGAGGGAUCAGAGCCUCCAUCAAUAUGGCUGUCAGGAAUGAAUCUGCCUCUACCUAUUAUCAGCAGCAAGAACUGGCUUAGGCUGCACUUUAUAUCAGACAACAACCACAGGCACAAAGGAUUCAGUGCUCAGUAUCAAGUGAAAAAGUCCAUAGAUUUUAAAUCUAGAGGAGUUAAAUUGUUCCCAGGGAAAGACAACAGCAACAAGUUUUCUAUCUUCGUUGUGAUGGACACAGCUUUAUAA